This is a messenger RNA of Copidosoma floridanum, 2038 nucleotides long. RefSeq lists its product as uncharacterized. The record is from RefSeq and is a predicted model, not a curated record. Lineage: Eukaryota; Metazoa; Arthropoda; Insecta; Hymenoptera; Encyrtidae.
ACGAAGAAAGCGCCGAGGAACAGCUGGACGGGUGGGCCGAUAUUGAGGCAGUCUACGCGCCCACCAGCACACCGGCCGGUGAAUCAGCUGCUGACAACCCGCCGGCGACAGUCCAGCGCGCAGCCACUGAAUCAUACGACGACGAGGAUUCGGAGGACUCAGACCAGGAUUGGAUUCUACCUGGCUCUCGCAAGCGGAAAAGAAAGCGUUCAUCGGCGAGUCGACGUUUGAAGACGUUUCAAAACAAAAUUCAAAACAUCCAGGAACACAAUGCUGCCGAGGACAAUCAGUCGUUACAUCCAUCACCAGACAAAGCGGCAAUAGCCCGACAACUAAGCAACCGUAAAUACAAUCAGCAGAUCAGUAAAAAUGCGCUUAAUCGCAGUAUCGCGUCAGUCCCUAUUGGCACUGCACCUACAGCAAUACCUGGAACUGGAGAGGGACUAGUUGUUAAGAGCGAGUCACAGGAUCCGAACCUACAUUCGGUGCUUGACAUCAAGGACGAGGGUCCGAUUUACGAUUCAGCCGCAUCGAGCCAACCAAACGUCACUGUCGGCGUACAGCCGAACUAUGUUGUUACCACAGGUCAAUCACCAGUCGCUAAUUAUUAUGUUAUGCAGCAGAACCCCACAGCUGUCGUAUCGCAGAGCCAGUACAUUCAGUCAGCAGCUUAUGUUCCCCAAAUGAUGCAAACUGUCCAGUCACAAGGGUACUAUGUACAGUCUGCAAAUCCUGCGCAGAACUACUUGGUCCAGGCACCAUCACGGCCUGCUUACUUAUCAUCCACGACACCAGUAGUUUACCAACAAGUCGGUGGCCCCCAGCUCAUCUCGACUCAACAACCAAUGAUUCGGGGAGCUCCAAAUUACGUGCAAUACGUUGGCGCUCCUAUGCAUCCCCAACAACAGCAGAGGUUAGCCCAGCCUAGGAUUAUCAACACGACAACCUUGUCGCCUGCGAGGCAAAUUGCGUACGGUGCAAGAGCUCCGUUCUACAGGAUGCCCGGUCCUGUGCCAAUCGGUCAGAGGCCAAACUUUCCACACCCACCGAACGGAGCUGUUAUUAGAAGCGCUCCGCUUUCUUCCAACGUCCUCAGGCCGGGCCAGAGAACUGGGCCGCCCAGAAUUCCUGAACCUAGACAGGUGUUGAGAAUGCCAAACCCAGGCAGCAAGAAACCUGUGCCGGUGAAAGGUAACCUUGGUCGGGCUCAGAAAAAUUCGUCACUGAUAGUCUUAAGUGACAGCGAUGACGAUAUCGAGAUGAUAAUCCCAGGGGGGUCGACGUCAAUGCUACAAUCCAAACAAACAGCGCCUCCGCCCAAAAAAAGUGCCAUUCCGCCAGAGCUUCUCGAGCGCAUGAACGAGGGUGGCAUCUCCCUCAGUCCAAUAAAACCCGCUCCACAACCGGCGCAGCAAUCCAACAGUUCGACGCAGCUGGUCGUCGUUGUCAACGAGACUGGCAGUCAUUAUGCGCUUGUUUUACCAAACGGCAGUAAAUUGAUUUUGACGCCCGAUCAGGUGGCCCAGCUCCGAGCCGCUAAUGGUGGCAAACUCGUUUUGUGAAACUGCGCGCAUCAGCCCUGCUUGUUGGUCAGCUCUGCAGGUGAUAGGCUUUUGUUGCUUUAAAGUUAUACGAAACAAUGAUUGAGCUCUUCAAUGAUGACUGCGAGAUCAGUUAUUGUUGUGUUUUUCCUUUGGUUUCUCAUUUGAACGUUUUUCUAGUAUUUUCCACGAUACUGAAAAACGAGAAAUACUUUCAUUUUUCGAAAAAAUUUACUUGAGAUCGAAUUACAAAAUUAUCACGAAAACUUGCGUUUUAUUUUUCAAAUAUUUUGAUUUAAAUGCACGAAAAGUACACGCACUUUUAAGCUUCAAAACCUCAUUUCUAUCAUUAAAAUGCGCUUGUGUUUAGAGUUUGUGGUACUAACCAGAAUAGUUCCAUGCAAUGGACAUACUGAUACUCUUAGUAAAGGACUGAUAUAGACUGGUUUCAUUUUCAUUUUAUUCCAAUUUUUAUAUUUUUGUCAUGUUAAUAUAUU